Messenger RNA from Funneliformis geosporum, 2097 nucleotides. The record is from the annotation of a GenBank genome assembly. Lineage: Eukaryota; Fungi; Glomeromycota; Glomeromycetes; Glomerales; Glomeraceae.
AUGGCAAUAGGAGAUACUCUACAACCAAUAAUUCAUAACAUUGCCGAGAGAAGGAAUUUUACUCCAAACUAUACUGCAACAGACUAUGAUUUUCAUACAGGGAUACCACUUAUUAUUGAUAACGGAUCAUAUCAAUGUCGUGUAGGGUGGGCGAACGAAGAUUCUCCAAGAUUACAAUUUGAUAGUAUGGUAUCAAAAUAUAGGGAUCGAAAAAUCAAUCAAAGUAUCUUGUUGGUGGGCAAUGACAUUUAUACGGAUGCUACAGCGAAAUCAAAUGCGAAGACGGCAUUUGACGGAAAUGUGGUAUAUAACUUUGAAACCAUGGAAUAUAUUUUGGAUUAUGUCUUUUAUAAACUUGGCAUUAAUACUGACAAGGUAUAUCAUCCGAUAUUGAUGACCGAACCUGUUUGUAAUCCAAAUCAUUCAAGAAAACUGAUGUCGGAGUUACUGUUUGAGUGUUACGGAGUUCCGUCUGUAUGCUAUGGCAUAGACGCACUUUUUAGUUUUCAUGCAAAUAAUCUUUCGUUUGAUGAAGGUGGAAUCGUCGUUUCUUCAGGUCAUACCACAACUCAUGUUAUACCUGUGUUCGGAGGUCGGGGCACGUUAGAACAUACUAAAAGGAUAUCAUAUGGUGGAUUAACAGCUACUGAUUACAUGCUUAAAUUGAUGCAACUUAAGUAUCCCACAUUUCCAACAAAAAUGACCAUCAAUCAAGCACAAACUUAUAUUAAAAUAGCUCUAACGAAAGAUUUGGCUCUUAUGUUUGAUUAUUUUAAAGAAUUAAAAGAAUAUUCCAAUCCAGUCACUUUUGCUGAUAAAGACCGUAUAAUUCAAUUCCCCUACGUACCACCGGAACAAGCAGCUAAACAACGUAUUCAAAAGUUGAAAGAUCUCGAAAACACUUUGGAAUCUUACGUUCAACUUAAAGAAAGCAGGUUAUCAAUGAGGAGGUCGGAAUGGAUGACAAAAUUAAAGGAUAGUAGAGUAGGCGAUGAAGCAGAGUUAGAUGAGAUUAUUCAAAAAAACGAAAAAUCCGUUCAACGUGCGAGAAACAAAUUGUUGGGUAUUGAUGAAGUUGAAAUCAGGCCUACUUUUCCACUAGUUGAUAUUCCAGAUGAUCAAUUGAAUGAUGCUGAGAAAAAAGAAAAAAAGAAACAGGUCGCAGCCAAAAGUCUUUACGAAACGCGUCAAAGACAAAAAGAAGCUAAAGAAUUGGCCAAGCGGCAACAAGAAGAGGAAGAGCGCGCAGAGGAACAGAGAAGAACUAAUGAUUUUGAAGGUUGGUUAAAUGAACUAAAGAGUAGUUAUGAGAGCCAAUUAGACAAAGUAAAAGGCUUGAAAAGAAAAAAAGAGCAACUCUUGGAUCGUAGGAGUCAUGCUUCACAACUGCGAAUGAAAUCAAUAGCUAACUUGGCAAGUGAUGCACCGCAGCAGAAAAGACGAAGACGAGGACAAGAUGAGGACACUUUUGGAAUGGAUGAUAAUGAUUGCAAAGAGGAAGAUGCAUGGGAAGAAGAGGAGGAAUUAACGCAACUAAGAGAGUAUGAAGGCAAACUCCUUCAAUAUGAUCCUGCGUUUUUACCGGAGCAUACAUUUGAUGCAAAAAAUUCACAGCAAAAUUCCCUUGUUUAUAUGUUGACACGAGGAAUUUCACCUCCAUAUGAUCCAGAAAAUUUUGGACAAAUGCAUCAGUUACAUGUUAAUAUUGAGAGGAUAAGAGUACCCGAGGCAUUGUUUCAACCUAGUAUCGUUGGAUUAGAUCAGGCCGGUGUGGUUGAAACCAUUGGAGAUAUUGUUAACAGAUUUGACGCUGAUGACCGCCGACAGAUGGUUAAGUCUGUAUUCAUUACAGGUGGCCAUACGCAAACACCGGGACUUUUACCUCGAUUAGAGGUUUCACUUAAAUCUAUAUUGCCAUCAGACUCAGCUUUAAGAAUAAUUCAUGCUAAAGAUCCAGUACUUGAUUCAUGGCGUGGUGCUGCAUUAUGGGCUAAAACAGAGGAUUUUCAUAAAUAUGCAGUAACCCGUCAAGAAUAUCAAGAAUGUGGUGGAGAUUAUCUAAAAGAACAUAGGUUUGGUAACGUGUAUAGAACGUAA